Molecule: messenger RNA, 2261 nt
Organism: Drosophila grimshawi
Lineage: Eukaryota; Metazoa; Arthropoda; Insecta; Diptera; Drosophilidae
Gene: Fpgs2
Product: folylpolyglutamate synthase
Exons: 1
Coding region: 81-2153 (690 amino acids)
Biological process (GO): tetrahydrofolylpolyglutamate biosynthetic process
Cellular component (GO): mitochondrion; cytoplasm; cytosol
Molecular function (GO): tetrahydrofolylpolyglutamate synthase activity; ATP binding
Source: RefSeq, a predicted model, not a curated record
AAUUUUGGUCACUGCUAAAUUUUUAGGAACACGUUCUUAACAUUUUAGCCAGAUUUAUUUUUACUACGUCCGAUUUUGUAAUGCUCUUGCUUAAAUCACCGGCACCGCUGAGUCGGCUGCCAAUGCUUCGAUGUAGCAAUUGUUUCUUCAAAUGGUCACUGAACACGCAGAAGCAGCCGCAGGAGCAGACGAUCAAUGAGAAGCAGUUGCCCAAACAGCUGCAGAAACCCAAGGCUGUGACGCCGCCAAUUAUCAAUAUCAAGGAUCAGCGGGACAAAUGGCUGGCAAAAGUGUCGCCAAAAUUGCCAAGCAAAUCAAAGACAAAGACAGCUGCUGGGGCAGGCAGUAAGUUCCCCCAACAAGCAUUUGGCAUGCCACAAGAAUUUCAACAGACACAGCCGCCGCCAACACAAUCGCCGAACGAAACAGUCGGCAGCAACAGCAGCAGUGUUUCCGAGCGCAAUUCCUGGAUGAAUCGUAUGCAUGGCAAGCAACAGACCAAGCAGGAGCAGUGGCUCAAGGACAUGCAGGCCAAGCAGCAGCAAGGGCGCGAUAUGCAGCAAUUAAAGAUGCAAAAAAUGCAACAGUCUCAAUCCACUGAGGCAACGGAAACUAAAUCAGAUGAAGCACCCGCUGAGAUUGUGGCCAAAACUCCCGAGCGUCUAGCCUAUCUCUCAACCAUUAAGCAGCUAAACACUUAUCUAAUACACGAACCCGUCGUGGGUCGAGCCGUGUCGAAAACCAGCGGCGAUCAAAUGGAUCCAAAUAUUACGCAUACGCUGCAGUGUCUGAGUCAAACGGGUCUCGAACCGGAGCAAUUGCUGAGUUUGCCUGUCAUCCAGGUAGCUGGUACAAAGGGGCGUGGCACCACCUGCCUCCUAGUCGAGUCCAUAUUGCGAGCUCAUGGCAUCAAAACGGGUGUCCUGUGUGCGCCCCAUCUCUUUCUAACCAACGAACGCAUUCGCAUUGAUGGCGCGCCGCUGGAGGAGACAAAGUUUACGCAGCUCUUUGAUGAGUUACAAUCGCAACUUGGACAAAUGCAGCCGCCUCCCAGCUACAAUAAGCUGUUAACUGUGAUGGCCUUUCAUGCGUUUCGCAAUGACAGCGUGGAUGUGGCCAUUGUGGAGAUCGGCAGCGCUUGUGCCGGAGAUUGUACCAAUAUAAGCGGACAUGCAGAAACCAUUGGCAUUAGCAGCUUGGGCUGGGAGCAGAAUUUCAGUUUGGGCAAUUCGUUGCGGGACAUUGCGUGGGCCAAGGCGGCGAUUAUGAAAAAGGAUGCCAGCAUCUAUACCAGCGCCAGUCAAACGGAAUGCUGCGAAGUCCUUGGACAACGUGCCAAGCAAUUGGGCGUCGAACUGCAUCGUGUGCCCGGCAUUCCGGCGUAUAUCGAGAGCAAUCUUGACUGCAAACAGCUGCUGAAUGGCAUUAAUUUUGGGGUGAAGCUAAAUGCCUCGCUGGCCAUUCAGUUGGCCUACGAUUAUUUGAGGCGCUAUCAACCCGAAUAUGUUGCGGGCUUGGAGCAUAAUAGCACCCAGUUAACCCCGGGCACAAAGCGGGGACUCGAGCUCUUUGAGCGGCGGGGUCAAUUUGAGAUCAUGAAGCACGAUAUAUUCAAUGUACAUCUGGAUUGUGCUGAUACGCUGGAGAGCAUGAUGAUGUGCCGGGAAUGGUUCUAUACGCGUACUCGCAGCAGUCGCUUCCCAAAGAUCCUCCUCUUUAGCAAGGUCAAUGAAUACAACUCCAAGGAUCUAUUGACUAUACUGCGACACAAUACGCGAUUUGAGGAGGCGGGCUUUGUGCCCAGUCCCAGUUACUUUGAAGGUGAGCCCGUCGCGGAGCUGGAGCAGGAGUCCAACAAGGAUGAGAAUGGCAACGCUGGCAUUAGUUGGAAAGAUAUGGAGGAGCUGCAACGUGCUCGUCGCAAUGCCAGCAAUUGGCGUUCCUUGUGCGAGGAGACCGGCACUCGCGAUAAUUCCCACUUAUCCAUCUCGAUCGAAGCCUUCUUCGAUCAUCUGCGCGACAAAUAUGGCAAGCAGCGCUAUGGCAUGCGCAACGAACUCGAUGUCCUGGUCACAGGAUCAAGAGAACUGGUGGCCGGCACCAUCAACUAUAUACAGCAACUGAAGAACAAAGAAUUCGGCAAAUGGCGUUAAAAAAAAAACAACUCAGACAAUUCCCUGGAAAUAAUUUGGUGCAAGUCAACUUAAUUUGUAAUUGUUUAACGUUCUAGUUUGUUCUCUGUGAAUAUGUAUAUAUAUAUA